GGGUAGGAAGGUCGGAGUUACAUGAAAGAACAAAACGAGGUUCGGCUGAAGCUGAGACAUGAAAGAAAGAAAUCUAUAUAACGCGUCAAGUUAAACGUACGUCCAGUCCAACUCUAACAUCUUAACCCCUCUACUCGCCAUGACGUCCACCAUCUAUCGUCGUCAGUCUAUGGCAACUCUAUAUGAGAAACUUCGCGCUCAAGACGGGGAGGAUCAUAUGGCUUGGCUUGCAGAAGUUACUGCCGAGUUUGACACAGAGGACAAGCCAGAACUCUUUGUUCCUUCUGUCCCAAGUCCACCUUCAGUGAUUUCAUCCGGUUCAUCUUCAGCCUCUUCUUCGCCUCAAAACUCAAUAACUUCAUUGGACUCGAAUGAUCAAUCCGAAGGCGAAUCCGACACCGACUCUGACUCGGACUCAGAGAUCGAGCCCAUUGAUAACACAGACGGGAUUCUCUUUCAGCCUUAUGACCCUAUCCAAUAUUCCCCCUCAGACUUCCUGGCCCACAAUCUCGAUCCAGUCGCGGAUCUUCCUUAUAUCCCUCCCGUCGAGUUCCACCCUCCCAUCAGCUUUGAGUACGACACAGUUCUCCAAGUUGCGCCUACAAUGGAACCCACUCCCUCCUCUUCCUUUGUUCCUCAACCGGCUCCCCAGCAUGCAUUUGCUACAAUGAACUACUCCUUGCCGUCUAUCCCGCGUUCCACUCGUUCCUUCUCAAAGCGUAACGUUUCUGCUGUGCUACAUGAUUUAGAUGACGAUGCCGACGGGCAGAGUGAUGCAGAGGAAACGGACGAUGAAUAUGUCCCUUCAUCUUCGCGUAAUCCGAAGAAACGUCGUUGUUCCACGCGUAAUACCAACGCGCCUGCCUACGCUCUUAGCAAUGCCGCGCCCCAAUACGCGUCAUCUCCCGCAAAACGUUCUCGCCCUGCCCCCCCUCCCCGGAACACUCAAGCAAUCCCUGGCACUAAUCUCAGCUCUGCGAGUAAAUCCAACCCUUGGGCUUGUCCCUACUGCAAGUGGGUUCAGCGCAACCAUCGUACGCCUGACCUUAAACGACAUAUCCGCACGCAUACGCGUUUCGAAAGACCUGCACAGUGGGUCUGCUGUGGUAUACCCAUCGAAUCGGCUACAAUUUACAACAUUCCGCACGGCGCAACUCCAUACAUUCAUAACGGAAAACAAAUGAUUGGAGGAUGUGGGAGAGAGUUCAGUCGGCGGGACGCGCUGAAACGCCAUCUGGGCAAUGACCACAUCUCUUGUGUUGGAGAUAUCGACGCGUUCGCUAACGUCUACGACGACUGAAUCACGAAUUUUGAUGAUGAAACGAUCCCCUUUGUGAUGACCGUCAAGAUCAUCUGAUAGCAUUUACCUAUAUGUAUUAUCAAGUAUACCAGACUUCGACCCUAAUCUCUCUCAUUCGGAACACGCGUGCUUAUGCAUAUGUAUGUAUCACCUCCUGCCAGCUGCCGCUGCACCGAACUAUUCUGUACAUUCCUUACUGCAAUUUCUUAAAUUCGUCGCGGUCCUUGUAUCACCAUGCAACCCUCCGUAGAAAAAUUCGCAUUCAACUAAAUCUGAUUUUCUCCGAACGAGCUCGAGGUCACUGAAAAGUGUACGAUACAACAAACUGGGUAUUUCAUAGAAUAUCAACCCCGUAUCUGUCUCAAACGCGGCGGUCGCUAGACGUAUGAGUCAAUGGAAGGGUUUGUUACA
Suillus paluster is the source of this 1711-nucleotide messenger RNA. RefSeq lists its product as uncharacterized. NCBI's taxonomy places the organism in Eukaryota, Fungi, Basidiomycota, Agaricomycetes, Boletales, Suillaceae. The transcript has 3 exons. The coding region runs from base 140 to 1300 and encodes 386 amino acids. The record is from RefSeq and is a predicted model, not a curated record.